UCGUAAACUGAAGCUUAGAUACCAUCGAUCCUUCACCUAUUAAUUUAUAGUUUCUUCGACUGCCCCUCUAAUUUUCCUACUACACACCGCACUGUCUAACGGCGAUAACAAAUGACAGCUAUCUCAAAUUCUUUGGUCCUAACGAGAAAUCCUGAGCUUCAUCUCUCACCUGGACCACUGGAAAAAUGUCUCCAAAAUUCUGUGCCCACCAAGUUGUCAUUCAGUUUGAAUUGUCCAGGAAAAGUGCAACUCACUACCUCCAAAAGGGCACUCACAGUUAAGGCUGCAAAUAGUGAUGGUGGAAGGUCAAGCGGCGCUGGUAUUUUUGUCGGUGGCUUUGUUUUGGGAGGACUUAUAGUUGGUGCACUUGGAUGCGUAUACGCACCUCAGAUUAGCAAGGCAUUAGCUGGUACUGACCGAAAAGAUCUUAUGAGAAAACUCCCUAAAUUCAUCUAUGAUGAAGAAAAGGCUUUGGAGAGAACCCGAAAGAUAUUAACUGAGAAGAUUGCACAACUGAACUCUGCUAUUGAUGGUGUUUCUGCUCAACUUCGAUCAGAAGAUGCCCCAAAUAGAGUGGCAGUGAACUCUGAUGAAAUUGAAGCUGUUAUAUGAGAAACGCUGAAUGUGUUAUAGAAUACUAUACUUCUUCUCUCCCACCUGCAAUUUCAUGGCAAGAAAUAAUAGCUGAACUGAUUGUGAUGUCUUCUUCUUAGUGAGCAGUGUGGUUGUCUGCUCAAUUGUUUGUGGUGGCUGCUUUGCGCUGGUUUAAUUUUUAUAAUAUUACUUGAUAUAUCAUUUAAGUUUUAUUUGAUUAUCUAUUAUUGAAA
This is a messenger RNA of Hevea brasiliensis (rubber tree), 827 nucleotides long. RefSeq lists its product as uncharacterized. Gene Ontology annotation, cellular component: chloroplast inner membrane; chloroplast thylakoid membrane. The transcript has 5 exons. Bases 112 to 612 code for a protein of 166 amino acids. NCBI's taxonomy places the organism in Eukaryota, Viridiplantae, Streptophyta, Magnoliopsida, Malpighiales, Euphorbiaceae. The record is from RefSeq and is a predicted model, not a curated record.